AUGUUCUUCAAAUCUAUCCUUUCGCUUUUGUGUAUCGCACAAGCUGUAUACAGCUCACCUAUCACUGCAAGAGAUUCAACUGGCACGGUCUCAUGCGACAAUUCUUAUCAUUAUGGAGCGCUAAGCUUAACACAAGCCCCUUAUGGUGGUCUCUCAUGGCCAGUAACGUUUGGCACUACCUCUUCAGGCGGUGGUGAAGAAAAUGUACAAGUUGCUGUUACAAAUGAUGCCCAACAAGUAGAUAUCUAUUAUCAGCAAUGCAAUUCCACCUAUCUUGGAUUUCAGGAUGGCCAAAACAACUAUCCAGGCUAUAUUAAAAUCUUUAAUUCUCACAAUUCUUCUCAAUGCUUACAACGAGUUCCAGUUCGUAACAAUCAAAUUCUCAUGACAGAUUGUUCAAACGUUGAUGAUAUCAAUCAACAAGAUCAAUUUUGGAAUUAUUAUCAACCUUAUGGUUUGGUUUAUCCGGUUUCUGUCACUGAAAAAAGGGAAACUAGUCUUGCUAUCUCUCUUUCAGGAGGUACGAAUGGCAAUCUCAUGGCCACUCUUCAAAAUGAUCAAGGAUUGAAGUACGACGAGCAAUAUUAUCCUGGAUUGAAUCCUAUCAAGAUCUACAAUUCUCAUAAUAUUUCUCAAUGUUUGCAAAGAGUGCCAAGUCGAAACAACCAAAUCAUCAUGACUGAAUGCUCAGAUGUUGAUGACACUGACCAACAAAAUCAAUUUUGGGGUCAAUAUCUGCCUUAUGGUUUCGUUGUACCGAUUUCCGUUACCGAUGAACAGGAGUCGGAUUUAAGUAUCGUUCUUUCGGGAGGCACAAGUGGUGAUCUUUUAGCAGCACCUGGCAACGAUGAUCACUCUGUAUUAGCUUUGAAGGUGUACUAGAGCAAGAAGAGCGAGUGAUGUUGUUGGAUGUAUG
Molecule: messenger RNA, 916 nt
Organism: Meira miltonrushii
Lineage: Eukaryota; Fungi; Basidiomycota; Exobasidiomycetes; Exobasidiales; Brachybasidiaceae
Exons: 2
Coding region: 1-882 (293 amino acids)
Source: RefSeq, a predicted model, not a curated record